Molecule: messenger RNA, 7360 nt
Organism: Tarenaya hassleriana
Lineage: Eukaryota; Viridiplantae; Streptophyta; Magnoliopsida; Brassicales; Cleomaceae
Product: protein CHROMATIN REMODELING 4
Exons: 11
Coding region: 319-7122 (2267 amino acids)
Biological process (GO): chromatin remodeling; negative regulation of transcription by RNA polymerase II
Cellular component (GO): nucleus; chromatin
Molecular function (GO): DNA binding; ATP binding; histone binding
Source: RefSeq, a predicted model, not a curated record
CUCUCUAUUUAUUUAUCGUUUCGCGUGUCGCGUCCCUCUCUCUCUCUCUCCGUCUCUCUCGUAUAUGUCGUCUCUAUCCCUCUGGUUGUGCCCUAGAAUCGUUCUCCGGUCUUAAUCCCUAGCUCCCAUCCCCGACUUUCCCUUCCCUUCCCUUCAAUCGGAGUUUUCUCAGGUGUCCCCCGCAUCUAGAUUGGGCAUUCGACUGUGGCAUUCUUGUGGCGAGGUCGCUUUUGUAUAGAGUUUACACAUCAACUUAUACGCAAAGAUCUAGUUGUAAUAUUGGGGCAAGGCAGAUAAUAUGAGAACAUAGAGUAAAAAAUGAAAGAUAACUGUUCAUCAAGCUGUGAAAUGAUUAAUAGAGAUUGGGUCAUGAAGCGGAAACGGAGAAAACUUCCAUGUGGUCCGGAUUUAUCUAAUAGCAAAGAAGAUACUUCGGUGACCGCAAAGUCUCUGAGAUUUACUUCUCCAGCUAAAUCGUCAAAGCGCAGACUUAGAGCUGAAGCAACACUUGAAAGGUCCUUUUCUAAAAAGAAAGGAAAUGAUGGGUACUACUUUGAAUGUGUGAUUUGCGACCUUGGUGGCGAUUUACUCUGCUGUGAUAGUUGUCCUCGGACCUAUCAUAUCGAUUGCCUCAAACCCCCUCUUAAGAAAAUCCCGAAUGGGAAGUGGAUAUGCCCGGAAUGCUCCCAGAAGAAUGAUGCACUCAAGCCUACCAAUUGCCUAGAUGCAAUUGCAAAGCGGACGAGGACCAAGACCGUCAAGAAAAAUUCACAAGCAGGAUUAAAGUCGUCUGGGUGUGAGAAAGCAUCCCCAACUUUUUCUAGUUCCGUUAUUUCAAGAGAACAAUCUUCAACGAAAGGAAAAUCUGUUUUGGCCGAGGGAAGCAAAUCCUUGGAAAAGGAAGUUGGCCCCUCCCUGAUGGAUGGGUGUUCUGCAGCUGAACUCGAUCUUACGUCCAAGGAUGGCCAAUCAGAUACAUCCUGUCAUAGAGUAGAUGAUCUAAGGAAAUCAGACCUAAUACCUGCGGAUCAUCCUUCUGAGAUGAAAUCAUCAUUGGCUACUGAUGAUCUUUCUGAAUCUAAACUUAAUACCAAUCCAGAGAGGAAUGGUGAAGCAUCUGAGGAGAAGCUCGAACUGGCUUGUAAUGAGAUUGCAGAAAACAAGAACGAUGUUUCGGUGGUGGAUGGAAAGAGCAAAGGGAAAAAGCGAAAGCAUCAAAGCAAUAACAAGGACAGUCUCAAGAAGUGCAAGACAGAUAACGGAAGGCGCACUGCUAACAUUUGCAAGACAAGUUUGCCCAAAAUGGGUGAUGUAAAUACAGGAUCUAGUAAAUCAUCCAAAAAGAAGAAAAUCAUAAACCGUCUGGUGUUAAGGUCUCUGUCCAAAGACCUAUCCAGUAUAGACACACAAGGGAAAGCUGAGAAGUGUCUCAAGGAGGAAAAUUGGGCAUCAUGUAAAACAGAAAAACCCUCGAGUUUCAUGGAUGACAAAAACUCUCUUCAGGUCGAUAGAGUUCUGGGAUGCCGUAUCCGGGGACAGAAUACAUUCUCUUGUUAUGGUGCUCUUUCAGAUGUUCGGUAUCCUGAUAAUUUACAAGGUAGUGAGGACCAGGAUAAGCAGCCAGAGGAAGGCUUCGCAGAAGAUGCUAAAGUAGACGAAAGAAUUGCUGAAAAUAGAAUGGACUUGUGUUCUGAGACAGGUGAAUAUUCCAUGGAUGAAGCAUGCACUAGAAAUGCUGAUUGUACAGAUGAAAAUAACAAGGAUUCACCUAUGGAGGAUAACGAUAUCGAUGAAUCUUCUGUAGUUUCUGGCAAUUUGAUUGAGGGGAAACAAAAGAUGCUUUCGGAGGACAAUGCUGAUGUAACUCUGAGUACACAUGAGGAGAAUGAAGAAAUAAAAGUUAGUGAAACACAUGUGACACUUAAAGAAGCACAUCAGGACAUGGGAGAAAAUGAUACAGUAUCUGAGGAAAAAGUUAAGGAGCCUAUUGCUGCGAAAACUUCAUGCCAUAGUGAAGAGGCCGUAUCUUAUGAGUUUCUAGUUAAGUGGAUGGGAAAAUCUCAUAUUCAUAACAAUUGGAUUUCUGAAUCAGACCUGAAAGUUCUCGCUAAAAGAAAGCUAGAGAAUUACAAAUCAAAGUAUGGAACCACCAUUAUAAAUAUCUGUGAGGACAGAUGGAAACAGCCUCAGCGUGUAAUUGCUCUGCGUGUUUCAAAAGAUGGUGAACGCGAAGCUUAUGUAAAAUGGACAGGACUUGCUUAUGAUGAAUGCACAUGGGAAAGCUUGGAGGAGCCUGUUCUUAAGAAGUCGUCCCAUUUAAUAGAUCUCUUUGAGCAGUUUGAGCAGAAAACAUUGGAAAAAGCUGUUGCCAAGGAUCAUUCGCCAAGAGAAAGGGGUGAGGGUCAGCAUAGCGAGAUUGCUACCCUUACAGAACAACCUGCGGAACUCAAAGGGGGUGCCUUGUUUCCUCAUCAACUCGAGGCCCUGAAUUGGUUGCGUAAAUGCUGGUAUAAAUCCAAAAAUGUGAUCCUUGCUGAUGAAAUGGGGCUCGGGAAAACUGUGUCUGCCUGUGCAUUUCUUUCGUCACUUUAUUUUGAAUUUAAAGUUGCAAGGCCUUGCUUAGUUUUGGUUCCGCUAUCAACAAUGCCAAACUGGCUUUCAGAGUUUUCUCUUUGGGCACCGUUCCUAAAUGUUGUGGAGUAUCAUGGUGGGGCAAAAGCAAGAGCCAUAAUUCGUGAAUAUGAGUGGCAGUCCAAGGAUUCUAAGGGGGCAAAUAAGAGAACAAGUUCCUACAAAUUUAAUGUCCUCUUAACUACUUAUGAAAUGGUUCUAGCUGAUUCAUCUCAUCUCCGUGGAGUUCCAUGGGAAGUCCUUCUUGUUGAUGAAGGGCAUCGUCUAAAGAAUUCAGAAAGUAAGCUGUUUAGCUUGCUCAAUACAUUUUCCUUCGAGCAUCGCGUGCUUUUGACAGGAACGCCUCUUCAGAACAACAUUGGUGAGAUGUAUAAUCUUCUCAACUUCUUGCAACCAUCAUCAUUUCCUUCUUUAUCUUCUUUUGAAGAAAAGUUUCAUGAUCUAACAACUGCUCAGAAAGUAGAGGAACUGAAGAAACUUGUUGCUCCACAUAUGCUUCGGCGGCUUAAAAAAGAUGCCAUGCAAAAUAUUCCACCAAAGACAGAGAGGAUGGUGCCGGUUGAGUUGACUUCAAUCCAGGCUGAAUAUUAUCGUGCAAUGCUAACUAAGAACUAUCAGAUACUACGGAAUAUUGGAAAGGGGGUGGCUCAGCAAUCAAUGCUGAACAUUGUGAUGCAGUUGAGGAAGGUGUGCAAUCACCCAUAUCUCAUACCAGGCACUGAGCCAGAAUCUGGAUCAAUGGAGUUUCUUCAUGAGAUGAGGAUAAAAGCUUCAGCUAAGUUGACUCUGUUGCAUUCCAUGCUUAAGGAGCUACGGAACGAAGGGCAUAGAGUUCUGAUAUUCUCACAGAUGACAAAGCUUCUUGACAUUCUGGAAGAUUACAUGAAUGUAGAGUUCGGCCCUAAAACAUAUGAAAGAGUGGAUGGUUCUGUUUCUGUAGCUGAUCGCCAGAUUGCCAUAGCCCGUUUUAACCAAGACAAAAGUCGGUUUGUUUUUCUGUUAUCCACACGCGCCUGUGGUCUUGGUAUCAAUUUGGCAACAGCUGAUACUGUCAUUAUCUAUGAUUCUGAUUUCAACCCUCAUGCUGAUAUCCAAGCUAUGAAUAGAGCUCAUCGAAUUGGGCAAUCGAAGCGCCUUUUGGUUUAUAGGCUUGUUGUGCGUGCCAGUGUGGAAGAGCGCAUUCUACAGCUGGCAAAGAAGAAGUUGAUGCUGGAUCAGCUUUUUGUAAACAAGUCUGGAUCACAAAAGGAAGUUGAAGAUAUUCUACGCUGGGGAACUGAAGAGCUUUUCAACAAUCCUCUGAGUGAGCAUAAGAAAGAUACAUGUGAAAGUAACGGAGAAGUGGGCGUCAUAAUAGAUUUAGAAGGCAAGAACAGGAAAAAGGGUGGUGGCUUGGGAGAUGUUUACCAGGACAAAUGUACAGAUGGUACUGGGAGGAUAGUGUGGGAUGAAAAUGCAAUUAUGAAGUUGCUUGACCGGUCAAACCUUCAAUCAGGUUCCAGUGACAGCGCUGAUACAGAUUUGGAGAAUGAUAUGCUUGGCUCAGUAAAGCCAGUGGAAUGGAUUGAGGAAGCAGCUGAAGAGCAAGGUGGAGCUGAAUCACCUGCACUUAUGACUGAUGACACUGGUGCACAGAGUUCAGAGAGGAAAGAGGAUGAUAUGGUGAAUGUUACUGAAGAAAAUGAAUGGGACAGGCUUCUGCGUGUAAGAUGGGAGAAGUAUCAAAGCGAGGAAGAAGCAGCACUUGGCAGAGGGAAGCGCCUGAGAAAAGCUGUUUCUUAUAGAGAAGCGUAUGCCCCUCAUCCCGUUCAAGCAUUGAGCGAGAGCGGCGGUGAAGAAGAGAAAGAGCCAGAACCAGGGCCCAAGAAGGAGUACACACCUGCCGGACGAGCUCUGAAAGAAAAGUUUGCUAGGCUGCGAGCAAGGCAAAAGAAGCGGCUAUCUGAAAGGAAUGCGAUUGAAGAGUCUUUUCCUAGCAGCACAUUGCAGGGACCCGAGUUACAUCCUGAAGCAGCUAAACAAGUCCAAGAAAAUUCUCACAUGAUUGACUUGGAAGAUGGCGAAGCUGCUCAACAAACUGAUGCACUAAAAAGAACACCUACCUCAAACCCAAGUCUAGACAAUCUGAUCAAUCUCAAAAUUGACAGUUCUUCAGACCAUACUCCAGAUUAUCACGAUUUAGUCUAUCCACCCAACAAUCUCCCAGUUCUGGGACUGUGUGCUCCUAAUUUCAAUCAACCUGAAUUCCAAAGGAGAAUUUAUUCAAGGUCAAGUGGCAGAAAGAGCAGAACGCUGAGAGGACCGGAGUUCCCUUUCAGUUUGCCCCCAAUCUCGGAGCGGUCACUCUCAGUUGAUAGAGAACUUAAUGAGCAGGAUCCCACCUUGGGUAGAUUGAAGCCGCACGACAUGCAAGAGGAAGCUCCUCAGCAGCCACCUGGAAACAAUAAUCUGUAUGAUUGGCUUCCACUUCGUCCGUUCCCUCUAGUUCCUCUGCCAGGGGAUUCUGAUCGUCUGCAAAGUUCUGGUGCUGAUUUUGCUGAUUUCCAGGAGAAAUUUCCGUUUCCUUACCUACCUUUUGAAGGCAAACUACUUCCUCGAUUUCCAUUUCCACAUGAUCCCAAAACCAUGGGAACUUCUCAGCAAGAUUUGUUACCCAACCUUUCACUGGGGAAUAGAUUUGAAGGUGUUGGAAACUCAAUGCAAGACAUGCCAGCCAUACCACCGAUGCCGUUCCUACCCAAUUUGAAAAUCCCGCCAUUGGAUCCACCAGUCUUCAACCAGCAAAAGAAAGAGUUCCCUCCUUUGGGAUUGGAUCAGUUGCCUUCAGUACUUUCGUCUAUUCCGGAUAACCACAGGAAGGUUCUGGAGAAUAUAAUGUUGAGAACAGGCUCUGCGGUUGGUCACUUUCAGAAGAAGAAAACAAGAGUAGAUGCAUGGUCUGAGGAUGAACUCGAUUCUCUCUGGAUCGGGGUUCGCAGACAUGGGUAUGGAAAUUGGGAGAUUAUGCUGAGAGACCAAAGAUUAAAAUUCUCAAAAUUUAAAACACCCGAGUACCUAGCAGCAAGGUGGGAGGAAGAGCAGCGUAAAUUUUUGGAUAAUCUUUCUUCUCUGCCUUCAAAAUCGAGCAAGCCAGCAAAAUCUACCAGAUCUUCAUUGUUUCCUGGUAUUCCGGAGGGUAUGAUGUCUCGGGCCUUACAUGGAGCAAAGUUCGUUAAUCCUCCAAGGUUCCACUCCCAUUUGACUGACAUGAAACUCGGAUUAAGUGAUCUAGCUUCCACCCUUCCCUUAUAUGAGCCAUCAGAUCAUUUGGGGUUGCGAGGUGAGCCUUUUCCCCCUAUGAUGCUGCGAUCUGAGAGUCUUGCUGGAGAUUCUUCUGCUGGGCCAUCUGAAAGACCAGGACCAUCGGUAAAUAUUCCCAACGAGAGGGGGUUCCCGCUCAACUCUCUUGGGAUCGGCAAUUUAGGCUCCCUAGGCUUGAAUAGUUUAAGCUCUUUCAGCGCACAAAGAACAGAAGAACGAGAUGCCAUUAAGCGUGGAAAACUGCCAUGUUUUCUAGAUAGGCCAUUACCUCCAAUGCCUGACUCCAGCAGUCAUAUGUUCCUGGGGAAAUCUGCCAGCCCAGGGUUUUUGCCUGAUCAAAAUCCAGUGUUGAAUCUCUCCGUUCUGAAGGGGAAAGACGUUGGAAGUAGCUCGUCAGAGAAUAAGUUACCUCAUUGGCUGCGAGAUGCUGUAAGUGCCCCUCUUAAGUCACCAGAACCCAGUCUACCUCCAUCAGUGUCAGCAAUAGCUCAAUCAGUCCGUGUCCUAUAUGGUAAAGAUUCUACCACCAUCCCACCCUUCGUGAUACCAGAGCCUCCUCCCUCUGCCCCCAAGGACCCGAGACAUAGUUUACGGAAGGAAAAGAAACGUAGAUCAUCACAUGGGCCGGCUCAGAUGCCUAAAGAUAUUGCCAGUAGCAGCCGCAAUGUGCAAAGUGGAUCUCUUGGCAAUCCCUCAUCUUCCUCUGUUCCUUUGGCUCAGCUAUCUCAGUCACUUGACGGUACUUCAGGGUCUGCUCAGCCUGACUUACCUCCUCCCUGCCUGAACAAUGCGGAAUCAUCUUCCUCUUUGGUAAACAUAUCACCAUUGGUUGAAGCUGUUCCCUUAUUAGCAUCAUCACUAGUGCCAAGAGCGAGUUUCCAAGCAGCUACUGGCAUGACAGGCUCAAGCUCACCAGAGAUCAAAAGGUUAGUUCCAGAAUCUACCAACCAACAUGGACCUGCAGACCCAGAAGAUGGUGAGAAGAGCGAGCCCGGGAAACAACUGCUUCCUUCUGAUGAUCUUCUGAAAGAGAGGCAAGAGGAACGAGUUUCGGAGGACGAGUUGAAGGAGAUACUUCCUGAGCCCACAAAGGUUGAACAGCUAGACGUGGAGGAAGAAGAACGUGUGAAAACAAAUGAAGAAAUGUCAUCUGAGGGGACUGUCUCUGACAACCAUCCAAGUGAAGAGUGAAGCUUUAAGAUCAAACCACAUUGAAAAUCCCAGCAUUGUUUUUGUUCUGUUCAUGAUUCGGGUCUGAUUUCCGGGAACAAAAACCGUGUUUAUGUUAGACGUUUUGUAGGUAUAAAUGGUGCAAAUGGGUGAAGAAGCAGUACAUGUAUUAGAAGAAGAGCAGUAUAACUUUUAUUUUCUUGUUUUUUUGGGUGUAAAGUUUGUGCAAGAGAAUGAAGUUACCGAAGUCUUUUACAUA